GUAGAGAAAAUAAAGAAACCGCUUUAUAAAGUAUAUAUUCGUAGCUUAAAUGUGAAAAGCACAUUUAAAGGAAAAGUUAACGGGAUUUUUCCACUGAAAGGAAUACGAAACUACCGUAAAAAUUUACGACUGACUUCCGGAAACAACUUCGGAGCAGAACAGAUUUGUCAUCGAUAUCGGACCAAGAUUUGUUGAUCAUUUAGGCAAAAGAAGAAGCAGCAUUUACAAGUGAAACAGGCAAAAUGCCGGUGUUUCACACAAAGACAAUAGAAAGUAUUCUUGAACCAGUUGCACAACAGGUAUCAAGACUGGUUAUUUUACAUGAGGAAGCAGAAGAUGGGAAUGCCAUGCCAGACCUCGGUCAGCCUGUUAUGACAGUAAAGACUGCAGUAGAAAAUCUAGUUCGAGUUGGUUAUGAUACAUGUAAUAGCAGUGAUGAUCAGAUUCUCAAACAAGACAUGCCACCAUGCCUCAAUCGUGUGGACGAAGCCUCACUGUUCCUACUCCAGGCUUCAGACAUGCUCAGGGCAGACCCUUUCUCUGCUGCUGCCAGGAAAAAGUUGAUUGAAGGAUCAAGAGGUAUUUUACAAGGUACUUCUCAGCUUCUAUUUUGUUUUGAUGAAUCUGAAGUAAGGAAGAUAAUCCGUACCUGUAAAGGUGUACUGGAAUACCUGGCUAUUACAGAAGUUGUGGAUAGUAUGGAGGACUUAGUAACCUUUGUAAAGAACUUAAGUCCAGUAUUAACUAACAUGACAAAGCUUGUGGAUGGUCGAGAAAAGGAACUAACACAUCAAGUUCAUCGUAUGAUGCUAAUACGUUCUUUGGAUGAAGUUAAGAAUUUAACACCAGUCUUAAUCAGUGCCGUCAAGAUGUUUAUUACUGCCAAACACACAAAUGCUGGUGCCCCAGAAGCUCAGUCAAACAGAGAUUACAUUGUACGUAAGAUGUCUGACGAGGUACAGGAAAUAAUCCGUGUCCUACAGCUGACGACGUACGAUGAAGACGAAUGGGAUGCUGAUGACGUCACUGUCAUGAAGAAAUCAGUUAAUGCUAUAGAACAAAAGAUGAAGCCAGCUUUUGAUUGGUUAGCUGAUCCAGCAGCUUUAGUUGGUAGCUCAGGUGACAAGGCUCUAAGUCAGAUUUUAGAAGAUGCUCGUAAAGUUGCUGAGAGAUGUACAGACCCUGCUGAUAGGGAUCGAAUUCUUAAAACUGUAGGAGACAUUGACUCUAUGAAAAAUGCCUUGUCAGAACUCAGAGUUCAAGGAAAGGGAAGCAGCCCUCAGGCCAUGUCCCUUGCCAGAGAAAUACAGAAUAAGUUGAAGGAUCUUCAGAAUCUAACACAAGCAGGAACCAUGAAAACAGAAAGGUCUGGCAUUCGUAAACCUGCACCAACAGUAGAAGGCAAGGUAGAACAAGCAAGGCAAUGGUUGGCAAAUCCUGCAUUGGAUGAUAGAGGUCUAGGUGAACAAGCAACUAAACUAGUUGUAGCUGAAGGUCGUAAGGUUGCUGACUCCUGUACUGGGCCCCAGAGAUCUGAAUUAUUGAGACUUUGUGAUGAGACAGAGAUACUGACUAAUCAGCUAUCAGAUCUUAUCAGAAGAGGACAGGGUGAUUCUCCUCAAGCUAAAGCCAUAGCUAGACAACUUACUGAGAAACUUCACAACCUUCAGGCUAAAAUCCAGGAGGCACUUGUUAAUCAGGUAGCAGAAGACUUUAUAGAUAUAACAGGACCACUUAAACAACUUCAUGAUGCUGCACUGACACCACUAGGUGUUCCAGGAAGGGAGGAGAAAUUUGAUGAUAGAGCUAGGAACUUUGAAUCUCAUGCUUCUAAACUGGCUGACACUGCCAACAUGGUUGCCACAGCUGGUGGCUGUAACAACAAACAUACAGUUCAAGAAAUCUUCAAAACUUCUAAUCAGGUAAAUGAUCUGACACCACAAGUGAUCACCGCAGCCAGAGUACUAUUUGCAAAUCCAAACAAUCAGGCUGCUAUAGAACAUUUUGAUCAGAUGAAGAAUCGCUGGGCUGGUAAUGUUGAGAGACUAAGAGCUCUUGUUGAUGAGGCGGUGGAUACUCCUGCCCUUAUUAAGGCUGAAGAGGAAGGUAUUUUAAGAGACACUGAUCGGGUUGAAGAAGGUAUCCGAGGCAAAGAUCCACCAAAGAUUGUGGCAAAUGCUUCAAACAUUGCCCGACGAGCUUACAGAGUAUUACAAGUAGGAGAGAAGGAAGUAGAAAAUAGUGAAGAUCCUGCCUACAUUGACAGGGUUAGAGACUCUGCCAAUACACUAAGAGAUACAAUAACACCAAUGGUACAACAUGCAAAGAACUUGUCCAUGAACCCUGGUGAUAGUAAUGCUGCCACAAACUGGAGGAAAGCUAACCAAGCUUUAAUAAAUGGUGUAGCAGGUGUAAGGGAUGCAGUGACUGUGAGUAGAGGAGAAGAUAUGUUUCCUCCACCACCCCCUCCAGACCUCUCUCAACUCAAUAUCAAUGAUGGCAUUACAGGAACAGCAAGGAGGACAAUUUCUCCAAUUUCUAUUUCUGUUCCAGAUCAGUUUGCAGAUAGCCAUUACACCAUGGUUGCUCCAGAAGCUACAAUGAGGCAGGAGAAGGGAUAUCAGGGGCAACAUGCUGCCCCUCCUGUCCCCCCACCACCAGUUCCCCCACCCCCAAGGGAUCCAUAUUAUGGCUAUUAUGAUGAUGGAGAUAUACCACCUCGUCCACCACUGCCUCAUGAGACUGCCCCUGCCAGACCCCCACCCCCUGAUACAGAUGACGAAGAAGAUUUCCCUGUCCCACAGGCUAACCAACCUAUCAUGAUGGCAGCACAUGCCCUCCAUAUGGAGACAAAGCAGUGGUCAAGUAAAGAUAAUGAGAUUAUAGCUGCAGCGAAAAGAAUGGCUCUCCUAAUGGCCAAACUAAGUCAGUUGGUCAGAGGUGAAGGUGGUUCUAAGAAAGAUUUGAUAGCCACAGCUAAGAAUAUAGCUGAGUCAUCAACAGAGGUGGCAAAACUGGCACAGAAGUUAGCUGCUGAAUGUACAGAUAAAAGGAUGAGAACGAACUUAUUGCAAGUUUGUGAGAGAAUUCCGACAAUUGGUACCCAGUUAAAGAUUUUAUCAACAGUGAAGGCAACCAUGUUAGGAGCUCAAGAACCUGUACCAGCCCCAGACGGUGGUGAAAUAUCUUGCGGUUCAGAAGAGGAUCAAGAGGCCACUGAAAUGUUAGUCGGUAAUGCCCAGAAUCUGAUGCAAGCUGUGAAGGAAACAGUCCGUGCUGCUGAAGCUGCCUCCAUCAAGAUCCGUGUAGACUCUGGGUACCAGAUUCGCUGGCAUCGUAGAAGACCCUGGUACACCACCACCUCUUAAGAAAACCAUUGUUAGGAUUUUUAAAUUAAUAGACAUUACAGCUGAAAAUAAGAGAUAUAUUUUGCAAUCAUUUUUACAUAUUCUUAGAAGAACUAUUUAAGAUAGUGUUAGAUUUGUUAACAGAAAAAAGUUGAAUAUACAAGAAAAAAAUGUUUGUUUUAUAAAGCAUUUGAUAUAUUGAUAGUGAUGACUUGGAAAAUUUUGAUUUGAAACUUAAUCAUGGAAUAAUUCAUCUAAUUUGAUGAAAAAUUAGUGCUUUUUUUUAGAUUUAGCAAAAUAUGCACACAACUAGUGACUGCUGAUUAUUUUUUCCACAAUUUUAGAUGUGUAAAUGUUUUGCAUGGUACAUAUAUUGUAUAUUUAUUCACACUUUUCAUUCAUUAUUUAUGUAAUAUUACAAAUGUAUGUGGGUUUAUUGUCAGCAUUAAUUUACAGCUUCCUGUUGUUGGGGUAACUUAAGGAAAUUUUACUUAAACCCCAAAUGCCCUUUUAAAUAUUGCUUAUUGUAUAACUGCAAUAUGUCUGAUAUUUAGACUAUGAGUCUGUAGCAUGUUGAUAAACUUUACUUUCAAUUGUGUGAACAAAUAUUUUUUACCAAAUUUAUCUAAAAGUUAUAACAAUUUGCUUACACUUUCUAAUGUUGUUUUAGGUGUAGUACUUAAAACAUAUUUGAUAUGAUGACACUCAACAAAUAAAGAUCAAGCUAUCAAUAAGUACUAUCAGAUCGAAUACCAUAAGUCAGUUUAACAUUAGUUCUAUUGUCAGACCCAGUUUAAUCUUUCCAGUGUGCUAUAUCAACUUUGACAACUUUAACAAUAAAUGUCCUUUGAAAAUUUGCUUAAUUUAUGAAUACAUCCAUUUAAUUUACCUGGCUCAUAGUUGGGUUAAGUGAGAUUAAUGCAGAAUAAAUUUGCUAACAUUACCAAUUUUUUUCAGACAAAGUACUCUUACCUACUUUUAGAGAGUGUAUUUGAAGUAAAAAAAAAGUCAAUUAAUACUCUUGAUGGAACAAGAUACAUUAAUUUUCUCAUUAGUUAUAGAAUAUGUUUUGUUUUGAAAGUCAGUCCAUCUGUGAAAUUGUUUCAUUUUGAUUUGAUCAUGCUUUAUUUGGAAAGUUUGGUAUGUUUAUUUUAUAGUAUAUAGAGUUUUUAGUUCUUUAAACAUGUGAAAAUAAAUGGUGCUAUGUAUAUAGAAUAUGCAAAUAAAUAUGUUGUUCUACAUUGAUUUCUAUCGAUAUCAGAUUUGAUGCAUUUUAUAUUGUCAUGUGAAUAAAUGAUGUUACAUAUCUGUAAUCAGAAGCCAUUUUCAUGUAAUAUCUUACAGAAUUCUUCAGAGGUCAUGGAAAAUUCAGUAUGACUAACUAUCAGUUCUAUGUAAGUUUUUGUUAAAGGAGAUACAGAUUCUAUGCAAAACAAUCUGAGAUAGAUGAUUUUUGAAAUUGAAUGAAAAAGAUAUAUUUUUUUUGUAAAUCUAUAUUGCCAUCAUGGGAAGUCAAUCAAAGUUAACUCUAAAAGAGUUAUGUAAGCAUACAAUUGUAGAUUAAUAGUAAGCUAGGCAUUCUGAUGUCAGUAAAAAAAUUUCUUGUUUACUCUGGUUAAAAAUGGUCGAGUUUUGUCGUACCUCUAGCACUGAAAUGGAAAUAAUUGAUUGUUUUUUACUAGAGAUAUAUAACUUUUCCUCUCUUUGUGGUUUGGAUGAUUUUUGAAAAAGCCUUAAUCUACAAUUAUAAUGUGAGGUUAGUUGUUGUGAAUUGUAUUACUAAGAUAAAGUGUACAUUUUGAGACAAAACAUGUUGAGAUGUUAUUAUUUUUUAGUUUUAUUUAAUAUAUUGCUUGUUUGGUUUUUUAAUUAAUUAUAAUUUGUUUUUGUUUUUGUUUGGAUUUAUCUUGAUAAGUACUGUUUUUUACUUAAUAAUAGAUAUGAAGAACAUUUUUUUUUACUUAGAAAAAGAAAUGGUGACACAUCAUUUUAUCAAGAAUCUACACACUGAAUAUAAUACAUUUCUAUGUUUUUGUGAUCUUGAAAUUAUUUUUGAAAUAAUAUCAAUUUACAAUUUUGACUAUUGCAAAAUUUUGUACUAAAUUUGAAAAUCUCAGAAGUUCUCUUUUAUAUUUUGAUAAUUUUAUGUGUUGUACAUAAAGUGUUGAUUUGAAGAAAUGAUUCAAAAAUACUUAGUGGAAAGAAUUGUAGAUUGAAUUAAAGAUUGCAAUUUACAUGAUAUUUCAAAUAGUAAAGGUUUUUUUAGCAGUGAAAAUUCACUAAUGAUUAACUAAUUCAACAUAGAAAAUUUGAAAUUAUGAAAAAUAAUAGAAAAAAUAAUAAUAUAAAAACAAAUGAAUAUUUUAGAAAUAGGGGAGUCUUUGGCAGUAAGAAAUGAAUAUGUAAAUAACACGAGAAAACACAUAUUUUAGCUACAAUGGGGAUGCCCCCUGGAUGUGCCCAUGAUAUAAUUUUUUGUUAACCUCUUGAGAUCCAUUUGAUAUUACUGUAAACUUGAGGAAAAAAAGAGAUUACAUUUAUGAAGUAUUGUUAUGUGUUUAAUACCUAUUGAAGUAAAUCAUUCUCAUACAGUCAGACUGUUAUAUGGGUAUUCAAAGAUGUUUUUUAAUGGAGUAAAACAUUCUCAUAUAGUCAGUCUUUUGUAUGGGUAUUAAACAUUUUUUAUAAAGAAAGUAAUUCUCAGUUUAAGAAAAGUGUUCAUGUGUAAAUUUAUGAGUUAUUUAGAUUCACUUUUACUUAUUGUCUCACAACUGCAAAUUUAGUGGCACAAUUUGUUUAAUACCACAGUAUUUUUGAAUAUAUUAAAAUAUUAUAUAUGCCUUUGUAGCUGCUAGUACAACCUCAUCAUGAUGUUGUUAACCUAACCUAAGUGAACAAAAACAGGAAGUUUUACUUGUGUGGAUUUAGUUUAACUCCUGUAAAUCUUCUAUAUCCUUGUUUAUUUGUAAUUUAAGAAUUAAAUACUAAGACGAAAUUUAUUCUAAAACAUGAUUUUCUUGGGAAUCUUUGUAACCUAAAUUAUCCUAUGAAAUAAGAUAAAAGAAAGACUAUUUUUGGAUGGAAGGGGAUCUGUGAUGCAGUAUAAAGUGCAAAAAAAAAAACAUAUGCAACAUAUUUUAGACAUUUCUUUUUUGAAAUUUUAAUUGUUACUAGUAAAAGAUGUUUGAAAUGCUACAUAUUUCAAUAACAGUUUUUUUUCCAACAUCCUUUGCAUUCAGUCCUGCAUCUGAAAAAUUUCUUUGAAAGAAAGUUGUAUAGGUGUCAAAUCCUAUGGAAAAAAGGUUUUCAAAAUAUGUGUUUUUGGCAUGAAGCAUAUGGUUGAGGUUAUUGUUGACAGGAGACGAAAUGCACAAUUGAUAUUUAGUGCAAUUAAAUAAAACUUUUUUUUUGCUGUUUAAGUUCCAUGGAUGCAACUUUUAACAUAACUAUAGUAAAUAUUGUAUUUUCUUUCUUUUAAGAAAGUUUUUGAAUUUAAUGUGAUUUCAUGAGCUAUCUGUUGACUUUUAAAAGUUGAGAAACAAAAACUAAUUAAAUCUUGGUCUGAAAGGUCAAUAAUAUUAUAUGUAACAACAGCAAUGACUUGUAAUACCAUAGAUAGUCUUUCAUAUUUACCCAGUUGUUAGUUUAUAUAUAGCUAUUGGCUUAUUUGUACAAGAUAUACAACUUUACAACCAAUAAACAUUUUAUAGAAAUAGAA
This is a messenger RNA of Mytilus californianus (California mussel), 7065 nucleotides long. Its product is annotated as vinculin-like. Gene Ontology annotation, cellular component: actin cytoskeleton. Bases 243 to 3368 code for a protein of 1041 amino acids. NCBI's taxonomy places the organism in Eukaryota, Metazoa, Mollusca, Bivalvia, Mytilida, Mytilidae. Gene Ontology annotation, biological process: cell adhesion. The transcript is spliced from 26 exons. Gene Ontology annotation, molecular function: actin filament binding; structural molecule activity. The record is from RefSeq and is a predicted model, not a curated record.